Messenger RNA from Drosophila erecta, 1712 nucleotides. Its product is annotated as protein lin-9. The transcript is spliced from 3 exons. NCBI's taxonomy places the organism in Eukaryota, Metazoa, Arthropoda, Insecta, Diptera, Drosophilidae. Gene Ontology annotation, molecular function: DNA binding. Gene Ontology annotation, cellular component: transcription repressor complex; nucleoplasm. The record is from RefSeq and is a predicted model, not a curated record. Gene Ontology annotation, biological process: DNA-templated transcription; regulation of transcription by RNA polymerase II; regulation of cell cycle. Bases 1 to 1683 code for a protein of 560 amino acids.
AUGUCAGUGGACCCACUAUAUAUUGGUAAUUUAACAAUCCCAUCUGGAAACUGCGAGGAAAACGAGUUCCUGGCAAAUAUUGGAUUACUAUCUACGACAACAAUGACGCGUCGUCAGUUGAAGAAACCCAAAAAGCUGGUGGCCGAAUGCGAAAACGAUGAGCUAUUUAUUAAACGCCCCGCUUUCAGGAGGAUUGCUGAAGAGCCAGCGAUCCAGGAGAAGAUUAAGCCAGAAGUGUCGUCCAAGAGGACUGCGGCCUUUUCAAAAGGGUCGUUCAAAACAUCUGAAGACUUCUCGGAGGACGAUGAGGGGCAGGUCGAACCUUACCCAACUGAUUCUGUACUUGGCAAGAGAUUGUACCACUUCCUGAAGUAUCUCAGCUCUCACCGUUGGAUUUGGUGCGAGUUUGUGGACUCCUUCCUGGACAAACCGACCCUGGGCAUGGGCUACGAUAUGAAGCGGUUUAUAGCAGAGUACUGUCCGCUCCUGGAAUGCCGCUUCUUGCCCCGCAGAGGUUGGCAGCUGGUACGCCGGAGUAUGGGAAAGUCGCGUCGAUUUUCCCCCGCCUUCAUCGAACUGGAACGCAAGGAAUUGGAGUGCCAACGUCGCCUUGUCCGCCAGUUGCAGCAGCAUCGGUUCAAUUCCAAGGAGAACAUGGCCUACAUGGACCAGAUACCCAAGCGAAUUCCUCUGCCACUGGCCGCGGAUGCCAAGGUCAGUGGGUUUCUGCACGGACAUUCCCUCAAGGGCAUCAUCAAUGGCAUUGUCAUGGGCUAUGAUCCGCAGGACUACACCUACUUGGUUCGGUUCGCUAGAAAUGGCAAUGCAGUCGUACUCAGUCUACCCGAUUCGCGGCUCUAUUCCGAUCAGGAAACCGCAACUGUUCCCUUGUCCAUCAUAAUGCGCGGCAACAAAUCGACCUCGAUUAUAUCGGAGAGUGCCAAGAGCGAGAAGUUCGGGAACAAAAGGUACAACAAGGAGCUCUUAGAGUCCGUGCUGAAGGUCAGUAAACUACAGGGUGUUAAGCAGAAGAUCGUAAUGGACUUGGCCCAAAUGAAUGAGGAUUUCGAGGCUUGCAAGGAGGCGGGUCCUACAAGUAGUCGUCGCGAUGCCAAGGUCACUCCUCAGCGGGAGAAUCUCCAGCGUCGCUAUGCGGCCAGCAUGAUAACGCUGCACCGUUUGAAUACCGAUAUCCUGGAAUCACUGCGCGUCCUGCACGAAUACCUCGCCGAGUAUCAGAAGCAGGAGGAGGAGCAGGAGGCCAAGCAAGGUCGUCCCGCCAGCGAAGUCUAUCAGAAGUGUCGCAUGCAGGCGGAACAGGAUCUCAAGACGGCCGGAGAUGAGAAGUUCCUGAAGAUCGAGUCGGACCGCACGCGUGAGUUCGUCCGCAACCUUCACACCAUACUGUACCUCAAUGGGAAGCUGGGUCGCGAGAACACCGCCGAUAUGGAGACGAUUAUCGCAGAUCUUAUUGCCCAUAUGGUGGACAAUAUCCAGCCAUCGCUGGGCCGCCAAUUCAAGGAGGCCCUGGACGCGCUGGUGCCGCUGCGUCAGCAGGUGGUUAAAAUAUUCAACGAUGUUCAAAAAACGGAGCGCUUCCACAUCACCCAACAGUCUCCGAUGCAAACGGAGGAUGGUAUCUACAACUUUGUGGUCGAGGCACAUCGAGAUCCUCCCUGCUAAACACACUUCUGGACCCUUGGCAUACUGAA